This is a messenger RNA of Mizuhopecten yessoensis (Yesso scallop), 870 nucleotides long. RefSeq names its product zinc finger CCHC domain-containing protein 9-like. NCBI's taxonomy places the organism in Eukaryota, Metazoa, Mollusca, Bivalvia, Pectinida, Pectinidae. Bases 133 to 828 code for a protein of 231 amino acids. The transcript has 6 exons. Gene Ontology annotation, molecular function: zinc ion binding; nucleic acid binding. The record is from RefSeq and is a predicted model, not a curated record.
AAAAAGGGAACUUCCCUUAAUCACGAUCACAACGACGCUUGCUUUAACAUGUGAAAGAGUGCACAACGGUGGCAAGGCGAUCUCUACUUUCAGCUUCGAUUAUUGGUCGAGGAUAUAAAAUUAGUUGCAGUCAUGACAAGGUUUGCAAGAGGAGGCUCCGAGAAUAGCAAACGCCCACUAGAUGCCACACCAUGGAGAGACAUGAAAGGUCAAAGUUCACAGGGCCAUCAGACACAUAAACAAAAUGUGAAAGACUAUAAACACAAGACAAGUUAUACGAAGGACAAAGGUCAAGGAGAAGUGGAGAAAGGGCUAAUGUUAACUCUGAAAAAAGAGACCAGAAGAGAAGACAGAAGAGUAAAGAGGAUAGAUAAACGAAAAGAGGAAAAGGUGUGUUACAACUGUCGUAGCGCUGGUCAUGCAAUGUCCGAGUGUCCAGAGGCCAAGAAAGAUAUCGAACAAGGGACAGGUAUCUGUUUUAAGUGCGGGUCUACAGAACAUGCUUCCAGCAAGUGUCGACUCAAACUUCCUGCAGGCAAGUUCCCCUACGCCAAGUGUUUCAUAUGUGGAGAAAUGGGUCAUCUGUCAAAACAGUGCCCAGAUAACCCAAGGGGAUUGUAUCCUAUGGGUGGAUGUUGUAAGAUCUGCGAGUCUGUUGAACAUUACGAGAGAGAUUGUCCUAACAGAACGGAACAGUCAGAUGAGGACAGAAAAGACUUCCUGCUGACAUGGAAGCCUGGCACUAGUGCAGACGAGGAAGUAUCAACCCUGCACAGACCUGCUCCCCCUCUAAAGAAAAAAACAGGACCAAAACUCGUCAAGUUUUAAUGUUAGAUUUGUUAUCGAUUAAAAUGUUUAACUUAAGAACUG